AUGAGUAGCCCUCCAAACGAGAUUCCUCCUCGCAGGACAACGGUGUCUGAUAGAACGGGCCAGCCUGUUGUAAAUUCCCCUAUUCCAGGUCGGACGGCUAGUGUAAGAAGUGACAUUUCGAGCCAGAGUAGUGCCUCGUUGAUAACGACGAAUACGAUACCACCGAGAAGCAUAAUACCGUCCCCGACGAGCCCCGUGACUGGCAACCAGAUGCUCUUUUCUGCUAUGGCUUCUCAGCAGUCACCAAUAUCACCGACAUCAUCAACCUCAAGUUUGCCACUUUCUGCUGGUGGUGCGGUUGCUGGGCAAUCGGCCAGUGCGAAUAGUACAAGUGAUAGCUUUGGACCAUUGCCACAGGGCUGGGAACGUCGCCAAGAUGGGGUUGGAAGAAUCUACUAUGUCGAUCAUUCAACUCGGACAACCACAUGGAAGAGACCAAUUGCCCAACAAACAAAAGCAGACUCCCUCCAACAAGCCGCAAACGCACGCCUAAUAGAUUGGAGACAAGCUCAACAACGAACUCUACCAAACGUUGACGCUUCAGCCAUGAACAUGGAUGCUUUACAGGCUGCUCUACCAAAUCAACAGCCACAACAACCACAAGUACAAUAUAUUAUUCCUCAACAGCAACAAUCAAUAGCAUCUCAACAGCAACAGCCAACAAUACAACAGCCUAAUAUGUUAAAUAUGCAACUGACACCUCAACAGCAGCAAGCUGCCGCUCAGCAACAACAGCAGUUGCAGAGACAGUUACCGCUACCUCCUGGCUGGCAGAUGCAUUAUACUGCUGAUGGGAGGUCGUACUUUGUCGACCACAAUACACGAACAACAACAUGGCACGAUCCACGAAUCACGCUUCUACAACGUCAAGUAGAGUUACAACGUCAAGCCCAAAGUGCACUUGCAAAUGGUGGUGCACUAACACAGGAACAAAUCACUGUCUUACUUGAACAAGUCAGUCGUCAAAGUCAAGAGAUUUUAGGUAAUCUCCCAGCAGGUUGGGAAAUGAGAAUGAUGCCCAAUGGAAGGACGUACUUUGUUGAUCAUAAUACGAAGCAGACCAGUUGGGAUGAUCCGAGAUUGCCUAGUAGUUUAGGGCAAGAUGUACCACAGUAUAAACAAGAUUUUAGACAAAAGCUAGUCUUUUUACGAACCCAACCUCAUAUGCGACUCCAACCAGGCCAAUGUCAAAUCACAGUCCGACGAGACAACAUCUUUGAAGACUCGUACGCCGAAAUAAUGAAACUACCCGCCCAUCACCUCAGAAAUCGUCUCAUGAUAACCUUUGCCGGUGAAGCUGGCAAAGACUUUGGAGGACUGUCACGAGAAUUCUUCUUCCUACUAUCCCACGAAAUGUUUAACCCAUUCUAUUGUCUAUUUGAAUACUCUGCUUCCGAUAACUAUACUUUACAGAUAAAUCCAAACUCGGGUAUAAAUCCAAACCAUUUGAAUUAUUUUAGAUUCGUUGGACGGGUGACUGGAUUGGGGAUUUUUCAUCAAAAGUAUAUUGAUGCUUUCUUUAUAUCGGCGUUUUAUAAGAUGCUGUUGAGGAAGAAGAUUACGUUGCAGGAUUUGCAAGGGGUUGAUUUGCAGCUUUAUAAUAAUCUUCAGUGGGCUCUACAAAAUCCAAUUGACGAUAUGGAAUUUACCUUCUCAACAGACGAAGACCAAUUCGGAGCCACUGUAACUGUAGAUCUGAAACCCGAUGGUCGCAACAUUCUAGUAACAGACGAAAACAAGGUCGAAUACUGUGAUCUCUUUGUACGACAUCGUAUAUACGAACGAAUCAAGGAUCAGUUCAGUGCUUUUGCAGCUGGAUUCCAUGAAAUCAUACCAUAUGAAAUAAUCAGUGUGUUUGAUGAACGAGAAUUGGAGUUGUUGAUUGCCGGAACGAAUGAAGUUGAUGUGGAUGAUUGGAAAAAGCACACUGAUUAUAGGACGUAUAAUUCAGAAGAUCAGGUUGUCAAGUGGUUUUGGCAGCUUGUACGAGAAUGGGAUACAGAAAAGAAAGCUAGAUUGUUGCAAUUUGUUACUGGUACUUCUCGAGUACCUAUCUCUGGAUUCAAAGAUUUGCAAGGGGCUGAUGGUCCAAGGCGGUUCACCAUUGAAAAAGGAUCUGAUGAUCGAGGAUUACCGAAAUCGCAUACCUGUUUCAAUCGUAUUGAUUUGCCUGAUUACAAGUCGUAUGAGACACUGGAGCAGAAGUUGACUAUGGCCGUCGAAGAGACUCAAGGAUUUGCAGAGCAAUAA
Molecule: messenger RNA, 2250 nt
Organism: Synchytrium microbalum
Lineage: Eukaryota; Fungi; Chytridiomycota; Chytridiomycetes; Synchytriales; Synchytriaceae
Exons: 9
Coding region: 1-2250 (749 amino acids)
Biological process (GO): ubiquitin-dependent protein catabolic process
Molecular function (GO): ubiquitin protein ligase activity; protein binding
Source: RefSeq, a predicted model, not a curated record